ACGCUGCGUUUGGGUCUGUCUUCUCUACUUGCAUUUUCAGAUUUCUAAAAAUAUUAUUUCCCUCUACGCCUACGCAGAUCUGAAUCUUCUUUUUCUCCAGAAAUUAAAAAAAAAAAAGAAAAACGAAACAAACCGCUCCAACUUCGCGGGAACAUCACAGCCGUCGAUCUUAGGGGUCUAGUAUAGAGAAUAAUCGAAGAUGGUGCUCGUAUCGGCCGUACGGGAUUAUGUCAAUCGGAUGUUGCAGGACAUCUCCGGCAUGAAAGUCCUCAUUCUCGAUUCUCAGACGGUUAGCAUAGUGAGUGUCGUUUAUUCACAGUCAGAGCUACUUCAGAAAGAAGUAUUUUUGGUAGAAUUGAUAGACUCCAUUUCCAAGUCAAAAGAAUCAAUGUCACAUCUCAAGGCAGUUUAUUUCCUUCGGCCUACAUCAGAAAAUAUUCAGCAUAUGCGGCGUCAGCUAUCCAAUCCUAGGUUUGGAGAAUAUCACUUGUUUUUCUCAAACAUGUUGAAAGAUACCCAGAUUCAUCUUUUAGCUGAUUCAGAUGAACAGGAAGUUGUCCAGCAACUCCAGGAGUUUUAUGCUGAUUUCGUUGCUGUUGAUCCUUACCACUUUACGUUAAACAUGCCUUCAAAUCACCAUUAUGUGCUCCCAGCAGUUGUGGAUCCUUCUAGUUUGCAGCACUUCUGUGACCGAGCUGUUGAUGGUAUUGGUGCGGUUUUCUUGGCAUUAAAACGAAGACCAAUUAUUAGAUAUUCAAGAACCUCUGAUAUUGCAAAAAGGAUUGCACAUGAAACAGCAAAACUAAUGUACCAGCAAGAAAGUGGUCUUUUUGACUUCAGACGGAUGGAAAUGUCUCCAUUGUUGCUGAUAGUUGACAGAAGGGAUGAUCCUGUGACUCCAUUGCUGAAUCAAUGGACCUAUCAGGCAAUGGUUCAUGAAUUGAUAAGUAUUCAGGAUAACAAAGUGGAUUUGAGAAGCAUUAGCAAUCUUCCCAAAGAUCAACAGGAAGUUGUGCUCUCGUCAGAACAAGAUGCCUUCUUCAAAGCUAACAUGUAUGAAAAUUUUGGAGAUAUUGGAAUGAAUAUCAAGCGAAUGGUGGAUGAUUUUCAGCAGGUUGCUAAAAGCAACCAAAAUAUUCAGACAAUAGAAGACAUGGCCAAAUUUGUGGACAAUUACCCUGAGUACAGAAAAAUGCAUGGGAAUGUUUCAAAGCAUGUAACAUUGGUCACCGAAAUGAGCAAGAUAGUUGAAGAAAGAAAGCUUAUGUUGGUUUCAGAAACUGAGCAGGAGUUGGCUUGCAAUGGUGGGCAAGUUGCUGCUUUUGAGGCAGUGACAAAUCUUUUAAACAAUGAAAGCAUAUCAGAUAUUGACCGACUACGCCUAGUAAUGCUGUAUGCUUUGCGCUAUGAGAAGGAGAGCCCUGUCCAACUGAUGCAGCUAUUCAACAAACUGGCAUCUAGGUCUGCCAAGUACAAGCCUGGGCUUGUCCAAUUUCUCCUAAAGCAAGCAGGGGUUGACAAGCGAACCGGUGAUCUUUAUGGAAAUCGUGAUCUUCUGAAUAUUGCUCGCAACAUGGCUCGUGGAUUAAAGGGGGUUGAGAAUGUCUACACCCAGCACCAGCCUCUUCUAUUCCAAACUAUGGAAAGCAUAACCAAAGGCCGGUUGCGAGAUGUGGACUACCCAUAUGUUGGAAAUCAUUUUCAGCAGGGCAGGCCACAGGAGGUAGUUAUAUUCAUUGUUGGUGGAACAACUUAUGAGGAGUCCCGUUCUGUUGCUUUGCAAAAUGCGAGCAAUUCUGGAAUUCGUUUUAUACUUGGUGGGUCGACAGUUCUGAACUCUAAGAGGUUUCUGAAGGACUUAGAAGAAGCUCAGAGGAUAGCUCGAACCAGCAGCAGUGUCGUAUGAGUUCAAAUUCUGGCAUAUACUGGUAUAGAACCAUGUAAAUAAGCUCUUGUGGCUUUAUGAAGGAUUUCCUGGUUAUACUGUGUUGUCUGGAAUUGCAACAGCAAUACGACAAGGAGAGCGUAGAAAUGCAGCUCAUUGUGGUAAACAUUUUGCAGAGAGUAACAAGUCAAAGGUAAAUUGGCUAACCAGCAUUGAAUUCUUCUGGAGAGAAUUUGGUCUUUGUCCAUCGCCUACUACGUCUUCUACAUAAAUUUUUGUACCCUCACCAAGGAAUAGAGAAAAAUUGUGUACAAAAUUUCCCUUUCUCAAUUUUUAUGGUAUACCUCAUUGAUGUAUUCAACCAUGUAUUUGUAUUAUCAUAUAAUUGUGGAAAAUAGAAGCUAUAGUUGUUUUGAUCCAUAUAUUUUUUUAACAAAAAGAA
Molecule: messenger RNA, 2327 nt
Organism: Theobroma umbraticum
Lineage: Eukaryota; Viridiplantae; Streptophyta; Magnoliopsida; Malvales; Malvaceae
Gene: VPS45
Product: vacuolar protein sorting 45
Biological process (GO): vesicle-mediated transport
Source: RefSeq, a predicted model, not a curated record